Messenger RNA from Pelmatolapia mariae (spotted tilapia), 7910 nucleotides. It is a transcript of the gene cdk18, whose product is annotated as cyclin dependent kinase 18. Gene Ontology annotation, biological process: protein phosphorylation. Bases 380 to 1792 code for a protein of 470 amino acids. The transcript is spliced from 16 exons. Gene Ontology annotation, molecular function: cyclin-dependent protein serine/threonine kinase activity; ATP binding. The record is from RefSeq and is a predicted model, not a curated record. NCBI's taxonomy places the organism in Eukaryota, Metazoa, Chordata, Actinopteri, Cichliformes, Cichlidae. Gene Ontology annotation, cellular component: nucleus; cytoplasm.
AGCUGUCUCCACUGUAUUUCUGUGUCUUUAUUUAGUCCUUCCUGUUAUCUGGCCAGUGAAGCGACGCUUUGCGUGGAGGACGGAAGGGAGGGUGGAAGGGUGAGCUGUCAGAAGGACUGCUGGACAGGUUGGUCAGUUUCUUUACCCUGCCAAGUCAUCUGUCCAUCACUGUGGUAGAGCUGCCUGCAUCCUGUGGAUUUAUCUCUGUUUAAGACUGUGAGUGACACCUGGGAAGGCGAGGAGAAACCUGAGAGACAGGAGGCAGGAGGCUGCUCAAAUCCCCUCCUCACCUCGCCUCUCACUCCCUCCAUCUAUCCAUCCAUCCAUCCUCUGUGUGUGUGUAGAUGACCUCUGCUCUUCUAGUCAACUACUCAGCAUCAUGAACAAGAUGAAGAACUUUAAGAGACGUUUCUCUUUGUCGGUUCCUCGGACUGAGACAAUUGAAGAAAAUGAGUUCACUGAGCAGAUCAACCAGCUCAACAUACGGCACACUCAGGGCCUGACUCCAGACAGACUGGGUCCUCCAUCUCAUGAUGUCAGCCCAGUCAGCCCUGAACCAACCACUCCAGGAGCUCAGUCUCCAUCCCACCUCCACUACCACAGCAAGGCCCAGCACAGACGCUUCUCCAUGGAGGACGUUAGUAAGCGUAUGUCCCUGCCAAUGGACAUCCGCCUGCCUCCAGAGUUUCUGAAGAAGUUGCAGAUGGAGAAUGAAAACUCACCGCUCUGCAAACCUCUCAGUCGCAUGUCUCGACGCGCCUCACUGUCUGAUAUAGGAUUUGGGAAACUGGAAACAUACGUUAAGCUUGGCAAACUGGGUGAGGGGACAUAUGCUACAGUCUUUAAAGGGCGGAGCAAACUCACUGAGAACCUGGUUGCACUGAAGGAGAUCCGGCUGGAGCACGAUGAGGGGGCACCUUGCACUGCUAUCAGAGAAGUGUCUCUGCUAAAGAACCUGAAGCACGCUAACAUUGUCACCCUGCAUGACAUCAUCCACACCGACCGCUGCCUUACUCUAGUGUUUGAGUAUCUUGACAGUGAUCUUAAACAGUACUUGGACAACUGUGGGAACCUCAUGAGCAUGCAUAAUGUCAAGAUCUUCAUGUUCCAGCUGCUGCGUGGUCUGUCCUAUUGUCACAAGAGAAAAAUCCUCCACAGAGACCUAAAGCCUCAGAACCUGCUCAUCAAUGAUAAGGGCGAAUUGAAGUUAGCUGAUUUUGGUCUGGCCAGGGCCAAGUCCGUCCCCACUAAGACCUAUUCCAAUGAGGUGGUAACGCUUUGGUAUCGACCUCCUGACGUGCUGCUAGGCUCUACAGAAUAUUCCACACCCAUCGACAUGUGGGGCGUAGGCUGCAUCCUGUAUGAGAUGGCAACAGGUCGUCCCAUGUUUCCUGGUGCCACUGUGAAGGAAGAACUACAUCUAAUUUUUAGGCUCAUGGGCACUCCGACAGAGGAGACCUGGCCUGGUAUCAGCAGUAAUGAGGAAUUUAUGUCCUACCUCUUUCCUCAGUACAGACCUCAAGCUCUCAUCAACCAUGUGCCCCGGUUGGACACAGAAGGGAUUGACCUGCUGUCUGCUCUGUUGCUGUAUGACACCCGGAGCAGACUCUCCUCUGAAACCGCUCUACGUCACCCCUACUUCCUGAGUCUGGGAGACAACAUCCAUAACUUGGCAGACACUGCUUCAGUGUUUUCUCUCAGAGAGGUGCAGCUCCAGAAGGACCCAGGACACCGCAGCUCAGUAUUCCAGCCUUUAGGUCGAGGAAAGAACCGAAGACAAAGCAUCUUCUAGAGAUCGUGGAGAGGAGGAAGAGAGACGCACGCAAAGCAGAAGACGGCGAGGAACUGCCUUUUCAGAUCACAACACCAAGGCCAUCGCAGCUCAGCACAUUCACAGCAUGUUCACCUGCACGGACAAACACGCACUCAUUUCCAUGGCAGCUGACCGUGGAGGCACACAGAGUUUCUGGAGACAAACUUGUAUUGCACUUGAAAUACCUUCUCUAUUCAUACAUAUUUGCACACAUUUGCACAAUCAGCUACACUGAACAUGCUGCCGUGAUGUAACUGGACACACGUGAGAUUCAUCCUCCCGACACGCACAUGCAUUUCAGCCUAAGAAGAAACGGAGCACUAAAUGAAACGCUCUGCUAUGCUAUACUUACACAGGCCUGCUUUACAUAGUGUUCAGAGCACACCCAGGGUUCUAGCCAUUCAAAGUAGCUGCUAUCACAACUGGAACAAUGGAUACAGUUGCAGGUGUGCGUGUCUUUGCCCUAACAGAAAUGCAAGUAUUGCAUUAUGUGUUGAGUUUGUUCUAGGUCAGUUGGUUUCUAAAUUAUUUUCUGGUUUUAUCUUACAAAACUUAUGGUCUAACACUGAUAUGUAGCUUAAAGACACAGUUUGGCAACCAAGGACCCUUAUGAAUCCUAAUUCUUCUCUCAGCUCAACAGUGAUUCACCAGGGAUUUGUAGUUUGAGGACAGGGUUAAAACUUAUACACCACCACUACCCACAGAAAAGGCUGACCAGAAACCAAAGAGAAUAGUCACAUUUUUUUCUGUUACUUGGAUUAUUGAUUUUGUGAUGUAAUUUGUUUAAACAUUGUGUAAAUAUAUAGUUAAUAUUUUAUUGUCAUACAAGACGUUCAUAUCAUGUUUUUAAGCCCCUUUGCUUUGCUAAUCUCAAAUUUUAAAAAACUGUAAUGUUAGAUAUAACUCUGGGUGCUGCUAGGCACUUGCUCAAUAACGGACUCGUAUGCAUUUGCAAAGUGUUUUGGUGAACUGAUGAGGCAAAAACAUUAUGUGGCUCACAGAAAAACACUCAGUAAGGCUUCAUGGUCAUUCAUUACUUUGCAUAAUGUGACGAGCUAUGCAUAAUGUGCAUUAGCUAGUGAUGGUUAGCUAUCCCAGCUAGCUAAAAACUUAUUCCAAAUCCCACUGACAUUUGUAAUUAUGCUAAUAGCUAAAAGUUUAUUCUGGAAGGGCAUCUUUUAAAAUGGCACGUGAUAGGCACACAGAUAUUAAAUUAGAUAUUUGAAGACUGAUAUAAUAUUAUUGCUCAAUAAUCAGUCUGUUUAACAGUGCAGGGUUGCAUGGCAGUUUUAGCAUGUAGUGGUCAAACCAUGUUCAGUUUCUGUGUUCACUGUGUGUUGCAGAAGGCGUUGAUGCUCUCUUGACUUUGUAAUGAAUAUAUACUUGUAGGUGCUGCUUUCAGUCUUGUGAGGUGCUUCUCUGCACUCUCGCUUACCUGACCAAGGAUUCAGCACGGCACUAAUCUGAAAUGCAGUCGCAAUUUACUUACACUUUGACAGCACAGUAAAUGGAUUUAAAUGGUGUGAGUUGCAUUUGACAGUUGAUUUUUACCGCUCAAGUUUAUGAAAAGCACCUGUAGAAUUGGAACGUUAACUUUAAGUGUUAUAUUAUCGAAGUAUUAGGGUUGCUAACAACAACAUAAGAUAUUUUGUUAUUAAAAUAUUCUUAUAGGGAAACCCACAGAUUAAAUAUAACUCUGUAUCUCACAUCACAUUAUCCUAUCCAAAAUCAUUUUAAAAUUCACUCAUGGUCAUUUUUAAUUGAGUAUGAGCCUCUGUCCCAUAGUUACAACUGGAGGUUCAGCUCUUCUGAACAAUAUGGCAACUGUGUUGACACAAUGGUCCAAUGAACAGAAGUAAGCAUUGCAGCAUCUACAUGUAUAUACCUUAUCUCAGCUGUUGUUAUUGAACAGAAUGGAAUCGGAUGUAUUGUGAUAUUACCUCCGACUUUCUUAGGCCCCAGUGUGGCAGCUAUGGGUUACUGUUAUCAUAUAACAGUCUUGAAGUUGUAGGCAUAGGGUCACACUGCUCAUUUGCAGUACCUCUGCCGUCAUGUAACAACCACUGAAGCUACCAUAAAAUCUGACUCCGUUGUGAACAUAAACCUGGAAACUGGAUAGACUCGCCUUGCUACAGUGCCCGUGUCUUCUCGUUGUGGGGGUAACAUUCCUUACAGUGUUAACAGCUGACUUUCACACCAGUUUUUUGAAGUUGCCUUAGUAAACUGUGCAUGAUAUUUUAGCUUGUGAAGAAAUUAUAUUUGCUUCAGUGUAUCCAAUGUGCUAGGAGGCAUUUAUUUUGUGUAUGUAAAUAACUCACUAUGGGUGUAUGUAUUUUUGUAGUUUCCUAUUUGCACAAGCCAGAAGUGUCCUCUGAAGCCUGUUCCCCUCCCUUUGUGUCUUUCCUUACACGGUUCCAAAGUAUGACCCCAUAUUUUACCAAACCCCCCAUUCCUAAACCAGUGAAUGGAGAAAAUAUGCCCUGUAGGUACUUUCUAGUAUCAGUUUAAUAGGGGUCACCACUACCCUUCAUAAUUUGCACAGCCUGUUGUUAGAGAGCAGCUUUUCACAGUAGAUUCACUAAACAAAAGUGCAUACAGUGAUAAGUACACUCAUCUGUUAAUAGACAGGUGAGAAUUUCACAACUGUGUUUUUAAUAGUUCCCAUGUGAUCAUUUGAGCCAAGAGCUUAUGUGUAUGUCCUGUUCAAUGAAUAUUAUCUGGAGACAAAAGUGAUAAUGGCUUUUGGAUAUUGAUACUCUCCUCUGUCCUUAAUUUGCUCUGACAUCUUGCCUGUCCUCUUCCUUCUUGUUCAGUGCUGCUGAGGUAUCCUCAUUAAAACCUCUGAUGAGGUGUUGAGGCAACUGAGGUAUUAUUAAUAGUUUUAGAUACACCGUUUGGUGCCCUUGGACACAUCAUCAGUGAUGUAACCUGAGGUCAUGGGGGGUUUCGGGUCUUUCAACAAUCAGACCCCCUCUGCCAGGCGACCCAGCUAGUGUUGAUCAAGCCCCAGCUUGUGGCCAGUUAGUGCUACCCUACAUGCCACGCCUCUCCUCUUCUGAUCCACAGCGACUUUGACGCCGCUUCUGCUGCGUUGGUGGCCAACUUGAUGGCCCUUCGCUGGCUGGCCCCUACGAUGCCCAGCAUUUUGUAUGCCCUGCAGAGGGAUUGACCCACGAAUCCUCAACAUCCCACUUCGAUGGCUUGGCAUCUGGCCAACCAUUACUCCGGCACUCCUCCACUAGCACAGAAUACUUUUCCCUCUUUCUCUCAUUGGCCUCCUCCAUACCAUCUUCCCAAGGCACAGUAAGCUCCAAGAGGAUUACGUGCUUGGAAUCAGCUGAGGUAAGAACGAUGUCUGGCCUCAGCGUUGUCUUGGCUACCACUUCAGGGAACUUUAACUGCUUUGCCAGAUCAGCUUUCAGUUCCCAAUCAUGUGCCGUUGCCAACAGGCCAGGGAAGGUGUUUCGGACUGCUGCUGCUGGCUUCUCCCCAGCUUUUAUGAAAGUGACCUGUAAAAAUCCUGUUUUAAAAUAGCUGAAAACCUCUCAUUAUUUAAAUUAAUUAAACCUAUCAACAGAAUGUGAACAAAUGACUACUUUACUUUACCCUCGGCUGAGACAGCAGAAAAAAGGAGUGCCAGUAAUUUUCAUAAACUUGCUCCUUGAAAUUGAUCUCUCCAUUGAAAAAGAAGAUAGGCAUUAUUUUGUGACACGUUCAAGGCCUAAGUAUGUGAUGUGUAUUAAAAAGGUCCAUAAAAUAUGUGAGAAUCUCAAAGACCACUGUACUCGGACCACUGCUCUCCUGCCUCGCGGUAUGUGGUCACCUCUGAGCUAAAGCGGUACUGAGUAAGCACUGGUUUUGAAACUUUCAGGGUGGUGCUUACACCGCUGAACGUUGCAGAUAUAUUAGGUUUUUUUUGUUUGUAGUUACCAGCCCGGCUGCCUUUGUAAGAAUUCAGCACUGUACGUAUGAGAGAAAGACAUGAAAAAGUAUUUCCCUCCUUCCUGUUUUUUUUUUUUUGAAUCCUUUUGCAUAUCUGUCACAUUUACAGGUUUCAGAUCAUCAAACAAGUUUUAAUAUUAAAAUAUUAAUAUAAUAUUAAUAUAAUAUUUUAAUAUUAGACAAAGACUGAUCCAAACCCAGUGUAAGGUUUAUGUCACAGCUUGCUAACAGUAUCAGUAAUUACCAACAGUUUUGUUUCUGUAACCCUUAAUCCACCAGUUUGUGCAACGUAUUUAAUCAAAAUCAUAUUUUUAAUACUACAGUAUAGUAAUUGUCAUUAUCUAUGAACUUUUAAAUUUACUAUUAUACAUAAAUCCAAAAAAAAUAAAAUAAAAAGCACAUUAUUAUUUUUGUAUUAAGAUAAAUUGUUAUAAUUUUUUGCUGAUAUUCAAGUACAAAAUUAGUUUUGGCGGUUGAAUGCUACACUUGAUUGAUGUCUGACUAAAGUCAAGUGUCGGCUCAAAUUUGAGUAUAAAAACAUGAAUUCAGUAAUAAAUAACAAUCACAUUUUUAGUUUUAAACGUGUUUUUAACAGAUAUCUAAAAUAUCUAAGAUAUCUAAAAUAAUUUUUAUGAAAGGUGGUCUAAAAAAUUGGUAAGCACUCUCCAUACAGUAAAUAGAUAUAGGAAGGCAACCCAGCAGCCUUUGUAAGGCUUUUGGUUGGGAGACCAGUCAUUGCAUUUUGAGCAGAAUGGCUCUAAAUCACUGCUGUGUAUUCGGACAACCAAUGUGGUCGUGCUUUAAACUUGCAUUCUUUCCUAAGGCCAGCUGUGAGCAAGUCCUCUAGUUGCAAAAAGAAAUGAUGGUCCCUGCUAAAGUGAAAAGGAAGAGCAAAGCUGGGAAUGCUGUAGGGCUGUGAUUGAUGUGUUGCUAUUGUAUAAGCUUCACGCAUUACAAUAACCUGAGGAUUAUGAUGGACUGUGAAGUGGAUGGGCUACUAUGUCACUGACAUUCUGGUGUACAUGUGAGUCUAGUUUUAAUAUAAUUUUAAUGCACAGUAACUGAUGUCACCACCAUGUGAUGUAGGUAGGUUGCUAAUGGUUGAUGGCUGUGUGCUGUUUUACUGAUGUCAAGGACAGUUUGAAUUCAUCCUGGCUGCUAAAAAGGACCAACCCUUGAUUUUUAUGUUGCAGUAUUAGGUAUUGCUGCACAUCUAAUGUGAACAGUCUCACAGGCUGCAGCAGUUUGUAAUCUGCCUGUGAUUUAACAUGCCAAAUGAGGCGUUGAGUGGGGAUGGCAAUUCCAAGAGGCUGUAAAAGCCUUUUUGGGUGAGUGUAGAUAUGUCUUAAUGAAAUCUACUGCCAGUCCAGUUGUAUUUUACUUAGCUUGAAUAGAUAAGUCAAUCCACAGAUUUACUGGCUAUGUGUGCUCUCUAUCCAAGUGCAAGCAAACAAAUGUCACUUUAAAGUGCUCAUAGAGGACAGCAGUAGAGAAGCAGAGAGCUGGGUGUGUCCAAGUGUCCUUAAGUCAAGCACUGAGCCUCUAAAGCAGGUGCUUGCUGAGCACCGUCAAUGGGGUUACGUUUGUAUAUGAGUGAAGAGACAGACGCCAGUCAAAUUUUUUUCUACCUCUACAAGUGGGUGAAUAGAAUAAUGGUACAACCAUCCCAACCUCUGUUCACCUGUCAGCGUGUUAGAGCAAAGAUAGACACCGAGGAGAGGAAUUCAGGGCCCACCUGCAGGGACUUCAGAUGGAUGUAUCACUGUAGACGUUACACUUCCAACCUCCCCCUCCUCCUCCCUCAAUGGCAGAAGUAUUACUGUGUGUUUAGUUGUGGUAAAUGAAGCUAUUUUAAAUAUUGUAAUAAAGAAAAAAUAAAUAAUAUAUGUAUUUUAACAGAUGUUCUCAUUUUUCUCAGUGAGUUUUAUGAUGUUUAAAAAAAAAGCGGAGCUCUUAAAAUAAAAAUAAAGAAAAAAACUGUAGAUGACGUCUAAAUGUUUUAUAAACAAUGAGUUUAGAUUUUGUAUAAGAUGUGAUAUUUUGUGGGAUUUGUCUACACUGUUAUACAACGAGAAAUUGAAUGUACUGUGACCGCCAUAGGCAUAAAACUGAUUGAAUAAUUGCUCAAUUAAUGAAUAAAUAAACUGCCGAAAUU